AUGGUUCGCAUCAUCCCCAGCCGGCUCAAGCCGGGUGCAGGUCACUCGGCAGCCAAUUCCACCACCAACAGCCGUAGUGCCAGCCCGAUGAGGCACCCCGCGAGCCCAGAAGGCCCCAAGGACACCGGCCUAGUUCUGGCGGUGGUCAUCAUGAAGGCACGGAACCUUGCAGCUAAGGAUCGUGGAGGCACUUCUGACCCGUACCUCGUAUUGAACCUCGGCGAAGCCAAACACAUGACGCACUCCGUGUCCAAAACCCUGAACCCCGAAUGGAACGAGAUCUGCCAGCUGCCCAUCACUGGCGUCAACAGCCUCCUCCUCGAUGUUUGCUGCUGGGACAAGGACCGGUUUGGCAAGGACUACCUCGGAGAGUUCGACCUCGCUCUAGAGGAGAUCUUUGCCAACGACAAGACGGAGCAGCUGCCCAGGUGGUUUCCUCUGAAGAGCAAACGUCCCGGGAAGAAGUCGAGUCAGGUCUCGGGAGAGGUUCUGCUGCAGUUCAGCCUCUACGACUCCACAAACAAGCAAGCAACGGACGCUCAGAUCUUUGAGAAGCUCUACACCAUCAUCAAGAGCGCACCAGAGGCGGAUAUCCCCUCGCGCGCCCCUACGCCUGCGCUGACUCCCCUGAACGCGCCCACUAGUUCCCCUUUCCAACCCGGCCCGUCACCAUCUCCCCCUCCGGGCGGGGCGACCACCGACGACAACGAUGAUGAUGACUUUGAAGUCUAUGAGGACGACAUGCCCGAGGACGAGGACCCCUCCAAGCCCGAGACCAUCGAGAAGAGGAGGAGGCGACUACGGAUCAAAGGCCUCAAGCGCAAGAAGAGAGACAACCCUUACGAGUUCGUCAACGGCGGUGUCGACGUGCAGGGCAUCAUCUUCCUCGAGAUUCGCAACAUCACAGAUCUGCCUCCCGAGUCGAACUUCACCAAGACUAGCUUUGACAUGGACCCCUUUGUCGUCGCAUCACUCGGCAAGAAGACCUAUCGCACCAAGACGAUCCGCCACAACCUGAACCCAAUCUUCAACGAGAAGAUGAUCUUUCAGGUUGCCACUCACGAGUUGUCGUACUCCUUCUCUUUCACGGUCAUCGACCGCGACAAGUACUCUGGCAAUGACUUCAUCGCCUCUGCCAACCUUCCCAUCAAGGAGCUGAUGGACCGGGCCCCCAAAGCAAACGAGAUGGGCCUCUACGAAUUGCGCGACCCGCCAGAGUAUCAGCCUUCGCAACGUUCCAGAUUCGCCCGGCUUGGACUGUCUCGAACAUCUUCCGCCCAAAGCCUGUCCAAGAGUGCCAGACCCUCUCUGAGUAAGACGCCAUCUGCAUCUUCCACCAUAAGUCCCCCAACCUCGGUGCCUGCCCCAACGUCCGCACCGGCAGUGUCCCAGCCGAGCGGUGACUCUGCCGCUGACGUAGCUGCCGCUCCGCUGCCGAGUCCCGGUCUUCUAGCUCCGACAGAUGUUGCUCCUCCGUCUAUGGCUGCAGCUGCUGGGGAGCUGAAUCCCGACUCGGACGACCCUGACUUCAACAACUACACCCUUGCCUUGAAGAUGAAGAAUAUUGACAAGUGGGAGGACAAACACAACCCCCAGCUCUACAUCCGCGCCAAAUAUAUGCCCUACGCGGCCUUGAGGCAACAGUUCUGGAGGGCCAUGCUGAAACAGUACGACACUGACGAGAGCGGCUGCAUUAGUAAGGUAGAGCUCACGACUAUGCUCGAUACGCUUGGCUCGACCCUUCGCGAGUCCACGAUAGACAGCUUCUUUCAGCGGUUCCCACACAAGAACACCAACGGCGAGAACGGCAUUGGCGAUCUGACGGUCGAAGAGGCAGUAAUCUGCCUCGAGGACCAGUUGCAGGCCAAGUCGAAGCCCCAGACGAUGACUGAUCGCAUGAGGGCCAUGCUUCCCGACGCAAGCAAAGUCAAGAACUUGCUGCCCGUGCCCGGGACCACUGGCGGCGACGGCACUGCCACGCCUACUGAAAGCACGGUGUCUGACGAUGCGUCGAGCACUCUGGCCAUCCCCGAACAGGGUUCUCCCGGGGAAGAGGGCGAGAACUUGAGGAAGGAAGACCUCAACGAUGACAUGGGCGAGGAGCACGUCGUCGAGAUCCGAGAAUGUCCCAUCUGCCACCAGCCCAGGCUGAACAAGCGCAAAGACACGGACAUCAUCACCCACAUCGCGACCUGCGCAAGCCAGGACUGGCGGCAGGUCAACAACCUGGUUAUGGGCGGUUUUGUCACCGCCUCUCAGGCGCAGAGGAAGUGGUACUCCAAAGUCGUCACCAAGAUCGGCUAUGGCGGCUACAAGCUGGGUGCCAACUCGGCCAACAUCCUGGUGCAGGAUCGCAUCACUGGCCAGAUCAACGAAGAGAAGAUGAGCGUCUAUGUCAGGCUGGGCAUCCGCCUGCUCUACAAGGGCCUGAAGUCCAACAAUAUGGAGAACAGGAGGAUUCGCAAACUCCUCAAGAGCUUGAGUAUCAAGCAGGGCAAGAAGUACGAUGACCCGGCUUCCAAGGCCGAGAUCCAAAAGUUCAUCGACUUCCACGGACUGGACAUGUCGGAAGUGCUCCUGCCCGUCGAGGCGUUCAAGAACUUCAACGAGUUCUUCUACCGCGCCCUGAAGCCCACGGCCCGCCCCUGCUCGGCGCCCGACAACCCGAACAUCAUCGUCUCGCCCGCGGACUGCCGGAGCGUGGUCUUCAAUCGCCUCGAGACGGCCCAGAAGAUCUGGGUCAAGGGCCGCGAGUUCUCGAUCAAGACGCUGCUGGGCAGCGCGUACCCCGAGGACGUGCAGCGGUACACGGGCGGCGCGCUGGGCAUCUUCCGCCUCGCGCCGCAGGACUACCACCGCUUCCACGUGCCCGUCGACGGCGUCAUGGGCAAGCCCAAGCCCAUCAGCGGCGAGUACUACACGGUCAACCCCAUGGCCAUCCGGUCGGCGCUCGACGUCUACGGCGAGAACACGCGCGUCGUCGUGCCCAUCGACAGCGUGGCGCACGGGCGCGUCAUGUUCAUCGCCGUGGGGGCCAUGAUGGUCGGCAGCACCGUCAUCGAGCGGCAGGAAGGGGAGCACAUCCGGCGGGCCGAGAACCUGGGCUACUUCAAGUUUGGCGGCAGCACGAUCCUGCUGCUCUUCGAGGAGGGGCGGAUGAAGUUUGACGACGACCUGGCCAACAACUCGGCCGGUGCGCUCGAGACCCUGAUCCGCGCGGGCACCUCGAUCGGCCACUCGCCCAACGAGCCGCAGUGGACGCCCGACAUGCGCACCGAGGACAGGCAGCUCACCGAGGAGCAGAAGCGCGACGCGCGGCGGCGCAUCCAGGGCAGCGUCGGGGGCGGGGAGUACUCGCCCGACGACAGCGGCGAGGGCGACGCCGACGUUGACGACAUCGACGAUAGUGGCAACAACGGCGGCGGUGGGAUCCCGCCGGCCUCGGCGCACGUCGCGCAGUUUGCGGCCUAG
This is a messenger RNA of Thyridium curvatum, 3471 nucleotides long. RefSeq lists its product as uncharacterized. The record is from RefSeq and is a predicted model, not a curated record. Gene Ontology annotation, biological process: phospholipid biosynthetic process. Lineage: Eukaryota; Fungi; Ascomycota; Sordariomycetes; Thyridiales; Thyridiaceae. The coding region runs from base 1 to 3471 and encodes 1156 amino acids. The transcript has 5 exons. Gene Ontology annotation, molecular function: calcium ion binding; phosphatidylserine decarboxylase activity.